AUGAUAUAGGUUAACGUUUGUGUUCAUAAUUCCAUUAAAUUUAUAUGCAAUUUGUUAGUGAUAUUCGUUUAAUAGUUUCUGUGCAGUGUAGCCGUGAAGUCAGUGUAUAUAAUGUUAUAGCGUAAACUCUUUACACAAGGUAUCGAAGUCAUUAACUAUGGAUUUCGGGCACCCUCCGCCGCAUAUGGGCAUGCCACCACCCGGCAUGGGUGGUCCUAUGGGUCCGCCCGGCCGUAACAACAUGCGCCAUACCUUUAGGCCUUUCAACUACCAAAUGCGUUUUCCGCCACAAGGUCCACUGAACAUGACUCAAGAUGACUUUGAUGGUAAACGUUUACGUAAAUCAGUUAUGCGGAAAACUGUAGAUUAUAACUCGGCUAUAAUUAAAGCUUUAGAAUGUCGCGUUUGGCAACGGGAUUGGAGGGAUAGACAUGCAUUGCAACCCGAUGCAAUGUAUACACCUGAUUUAUUACCGCCGCCUUCAUAUCCUGAUAAUCCUAUAAAUGCUGUUACAACUCGUUUUGUUAAAACUGCGACUAAUAAAAUGAGAUGCCCUAUAUUUGCCGUUGCGUGGACCCCAGAAGGUAGAAGGUUAAUAACAGGAGCAUCAUCAGGAGAAUUUACUUUGUGGAAUGGUUUAACAUUUAAUUUUGAAACUAUACUUCAAGCUCAUGAUUCUCCUGUGAGAUCUAUGGUUUGGUCCCAUGGUGAAGGAUGGAUGGUUACAGGAGAUCACUCAGGAUUUAUUAAGUAUUGGCAAAGUAAUAUGAAUAAUGUGAAGAUGUAUCAGGCUCACAAAGAAGCAGUUAGAGGUAUUAGUUUUAGUCCUAGUGAUUCUAAGAUUGUUACAUGUUCAGAUGAUGGAACUUUAAGAAUAUUUGAUUUCUACAGAUGUCAAGAAGAAAGAAUAUUAAGGGGACAUGGUGCAGAUGUUAAGUGUGUUCAAUGGCAUCCUACAAAAGCCCUUAUUGUGUCUGGCAGCAAGGAUAACCAACAGCCAAUUAAAUUAUGGGAUCCAAAAUCUGGGACAGCUUUAUCAACACUACAUGCUCAUAAGUCUACCGUAAUGGAUCUGAAAUGGAAUGAAAAUGGUAACUGGUUAAUUACUGCUUCUCGGGACCAUUUACUCAAGUUAUUUGACAUCCGUAAACUUGGAACUGAGUUGCAAAUAUUCAGAGGCCAUAAAAAAGAAGCUUCCAGUGUUGUUUGGCAUCCCACUCAUGAGGGAUUGUUUUGUUCAGGUGGUUCUGAUGGCGCCAUUUUGUUUUGGAAUGUAGGCACUGAUAAAGAAGUAGGUUGUAUUGAAGGUGCUCAUGAAUCAAUUGUUUGGACUAUGGCAUGGCACCCUCUGGGACAUAUACUGUGUUCUGGAUCCAAUGAUCAUACAUCAAAAUUUUGGACUCGAAAUCGCCCUGGGGACUUGAUGAGGGAUAAAUAUAAUUUGAAUACUCUACCACCUGGUGUUCAGGAUGAUAAUGAUUUAGAAGAACCAGCUAUUAUUCCUGGGAUGGGACCUGAAGAUAAAGUUGAGAUAUUCUCUACUGAUACUGAUAAAGUAAUUCCAGGUUUGGACCUGGAUACCACAUUUAUUCCAAUGGAAUUUGAGAAAAAAGUAAAGAAAGUCCCAUAUAGUAAACCAAUCCCAAGGAAUUUUCAAGCACAGUGGAAUCAUGGGCCCACUGCUGAUGAAGCUGCUACAGAGGCUUUGACUCAGGCUUUAGUAAAAUCAGUACCUGGUGCUAUACCAUUAAAUGAAAUUACACCAUCGGCAAUAUUUAUUUAUGGCAAGGUGAUACCUGUGGAACCUGGUUCUAAACUUGAAGCAGCUAUAUCAGAGGGGCCCUUGGCACUUAAAAAAUAUAUAGCCACAGGAGAAAUAGAAGAAUUGCAUGAUGUAAUGCCUCAUUUAGAAGAUGAUGCUGAUGAAGAAAAUUUCCAACCAUUUGAAUAUCCAGAGCAUGAAAAUGAAAGUAAUGAAAAAGAAGGUGGUGAUAAUGAGAGGGAUAAUUUUGAACAAGAUGAUUAUUAUGAUCAUGAUAUGGAGGAACAUAAUAACAGUCGAGAACAGGACCAAUCCUAUAACAAUGGAUCUGAUAUAAACACUAUGGGACCAAUUAAUAAUAUGCCUCCAAUGGGAAAUAUGAUGGGGCCCCCAAUGCCUAUGGGAAAUAUGGGUCCCAUGGGCCCUAUGGGUCCAAUGCCUGGAAUGGGUCCUAUGCCACUAUUAGGAAAUAUGCCUCCAAUGGGUAAUAUGCCACCAAUGAGCAAUAUGCCACCUAUGGGUAAUAUGCCUCCAAUGGGCAAUAUGCCACCAAUGGGGAUGCCACCAAUGAAUAACAUGCCACCUAUGGGCAAUAUGCCACCACUUCCACCUUUCAGUGAUAAUGGUUAUAAUAACAAAGGCCAUUAUGAUUCAAAUUAUGAUAAUCCAUCAUACCCACAAAAUGACGAAGAAUAUAAUAAUGAAGAGGAAUCUUUUGAUCAGAGUUAUGAGGAGGAUAAUUAUAAUGAUGAAGGUAAUGGAGACGAUGGAUAUGGGAGAAAUCAAAGAUGGGAUGGAGGAUAUAGAGGGAGAGGUAGAGGUAGAGGCCGUGGAGUGAAUGGUCUUGGUUUACGUGGCAGAAGAGGUAAUACGGUUAAUCGUGGUUCUUCCUGGAAUCGCAGGGGUGGCGGCGCCAAUAGAAGUUUUAGACGUGGCGGCAAAUCGACAAAAUCUAACUAGCUUAAGAGUUUUUUUAUUUUGAAUGCUCCUACAGACUUUUAUAUUCCCAUUUGUUUGUGAGAGAACUGAAUAUGACGUGUGUUAAGUGUAACAGACAAUUUGAUAACGAUGCGAUUCCUAAGGUUGUACAUAAUUUUUAUUUACAGCUUGUGUUUUAUUUUCGUAAGCUGAAACAUAAUAAAUUUAUAUUAUGUCAAAAAAA
Galleria mellonella (greater wax moth) is the source of this 2924-nucleotide messenger RNA. It is a transcript of the gene Wdr33, whose product is annotated as pre-mRNA 3' end processing protein WDR33. NCBI's taxonomy places the organism in Eukaryota, Metazoa, Arthropoda, Insecta, Lepidoptera, Pyralidae. Gene Ontology annotation, cellular component: mRNA cleavage and polyadenylation specificity factor complex. The record is from RefSeq and is a predicted model, not a curated record. The transcript is spliced from 2 exons. Gene Ontology annotation, molecular function: protein binding. The coding region runs from base 158 to 2722 and encodes 854 amino acids.